UUACAAAAAACAUGGGUGUCAAAAUUGAAUCUUACGAGGCUGGUGAUGGUGUCAACUUCCCCAAGAAGGGUGAUAAGGUGACCAUGCACUACGUUGGUACCCUCGAGAACGGCAAGAAGUUCGAUUCUUCCCGCGACCGCGGAAAGCCUUUCUCCUGCGUCAUUGGUGUUGGCCAGGUUAUCAAGGGCUGGGAUGAGGGUGUCCCCAAGAUGUCUCUUGGUGAGAAGGCUAGAUUGACUUGCUCCUCUGACUACGCCUACGGUGACCGCGGUUACCCCGGACUCAUUCCUGGUGGUGCCACUCUCAUCUUCGAUGUUGAGUUGUUGAAGAUCAAUUAGAAACAUCAUUAUUAUGCUGCACAUAAUUUGGCAUCUCAAUAGUUAAUGAAUUAUUGGAUAGUUGAAGAAAUCCGUCAAUUGAAAAAUAUAUUAUUAUUAUUAUUAUUAUUAUUAUUAUUUAAUGAGUGCUCUUUUUGGUUUUUGGUGUAUGAAUUACACGUCUACUAGACGUGAACAAAAUAAAUAUAUGUAGAAGAGACAAAAAAAGUG
Messenger RNA from Phycomyces blakesleeanus NRRL 1555(-), 548 nucleotides. RefSeq names its product FKBP12 protein. Lineage: Eukaryota; Fungi; Mucoromycota; Mucoromycetes; Mucorales; Phycomycetaceae. The record is from RefSeq and is a predicted model, not a curated record. The transcript has 4 exons. Gene Ontology annotation, molecular function: peptidyl-prolyl cis-trans isomerase activity. Bases 12 to 338 code for a protein of 108 amino acids.